This is a messenger RNA of Cornus florida, 819 nucleotides long. Its product is annotated as cyclin-dependent protein kinase inhibitor SMR10-like. The transcript has a single exon. The record is from RefSeq and is a predicted model, not a curated record. The coding region runs from base 275 to 766 and encodes 163 amino acids. Gene Ontology annotation, biological process: regulation of DNA endoreduplication. Lineage: Eukaryota; Viridiplantae; Streptophyta; Magnoliopsida; Cornales; Cornaceae.
UAUUUUGCAUUGGAUCCUUCGCCAAAUAUGCAUAUCAAAACAUGCACUUCUCUCUCUCUCUCUCUCAUCCAAAACGUAGUUGGAAAAGCUAACCUCCAAAGUGUCUGAAAAGAUGGUGAGUUUCAUGAUCAUUAAAUCCUUGACACACACCAUUCCUAGCUAGAUCAUCCACAUCUCUCUCUCUCUCUCACACACACACACACACAUCUAGAUAUAUAUCAGACGUCUCUAGCUUUUUAGGUACGUUUAUUGUUCUCAUUGUCCCCCUUUAUUAAUGGCUAUGCCUAACUCUGGGAAGGAUCUAAAUCCCAUGGAAAUCAAUUCUCUAUCAAGACCCGCGUUGGAAAUUCAAAAUGGUGAUGAUCAACUUCAAGAACAAGAACAUGAAGAAGAAGAAUCAAGAAAAGAAUUACUACUACAAAAGGAUAUUCACGAGAAAGGUAACGAUGAUCAGUUAGAAAUUUCUUGCUUGGAGUUCAUCAAAAGGCCAUCUCUAGGUGAAUUCGAAGACGACGAGGAGGAGGAGGAGGAGAAUGAUGGGUUUCGAACUCCAACAUGUUUGGAUCAAAGCGCCCCAUUGAUCCCCGAGUGCCCACCAGCACCAAGAAAGCCCAAGUCACUUCCACUCACCAAGAAAAGAAAAGCGGCGAGCCGCCCAAUUCUACUGGAUCUGUCCGAUGAGGUUGAAUCAUUGUUUCCUCCACCUCUACUCGCGGAUCUUGGAAGUAAGAUCAAGAAAGUGAAAAUAAUGAAUAAUGUAACCUAAUAAUAUUGAUGUACGUACGUUUUGUAUUUUUUAUGGUUUGUGAAUCAAAUUAU